Messenger RNA from Bactrocera latifrons, 2402 nucleotides. It is a transcript of the gene Aldh-III, whose product is annotated as aldehyde dehydrogenase, dimeric NADP-preferring. The transcript is spliced from 14 exons. Gene Ontology annotation, molecular function: aldehyde dehydrogenase (NAD+) activity. NCBI's taxonomy places the organism in Eukaryota, Metazoa, Arthropoda, Insecta, Diptera, Tephritidae. The record is from RefSeq and is a predicted model, not a curated record. The coding region runs from base 402 to 2081 and encodes 559 amino acids. Gene Ontology annotation, biological process: aldehyde metabolic process. Gene Ontology annotation, cellular component: cytoplasm.
GUGAGGUUUUGAUUUCAGUUAUCGGUGCACACGAGCUGCUCAUUUUUAGCGCUGCUAUAAAGUGGAGCUCAUCUGCUUCAAUAUUUGGUAAUUUGUCUAAUUUCGCAUAGGCUUUUUUUCGCGGGUGCGUAACUGAAUUUUAGAUAAAAGUUGUUAUAUUGCGAAGUUGAACGAAUGAAAAAACCAAAAUAAAUACUCGUCUCACAUAGUAUCGAAUUGAUUUGGGCGUAUGUAAAUAAACAAGCUAGAGCCGUGUUACAACAACAGAGAAUACGAAGUGUAACAUAAUUGAAAGCAGAAAAGGUUUACUGCAUAAAAACGGCGGAAGUGCGGAAGUACGCGUAAAACAUCAAAAACAAAUACCCAGUUAACCGAAUUAUAUUAUUUGCAUUAUAUCGAAAAUGAGAGCGGAUGUAGAUGCAGGUAACUCUGAGAAACUGUUUGUAUCAUCUACAACAAUACUGAUACCGAAUAAUAAUAAUAAUAAUGGACCUGGGAAAAGUCGUAUUAACAUUGAAAAUGAUGGCGCCGCUAUUAUUGAAAUUGAUAACGCAAUCGGUGCCGAUAACGAACAGUUCAACAAAAUGGCAAAUUUUGAAGAUAUCGUACAAAGAUGCCGUACUGCAUUCGCCAGUGGAAAAACAAAAGAUGUCAAUUUCAGGCGAAAACAGUUGGAGAAUCUACUGAGAAUGUAUGAAGAACAUGAAAAUGAGAUGAUUAGCGCGCUCGAUGCAGAUUUGAGACGCCCGAAGCAAGAAAGUUUGGUGGUAGAGACAGAGUUUCUUAAAAAUGACAUCAAACACAUACUAUACAAUUUGGGAGAUUGGGUUAAACCCGAAACGCCGGAAAAAUCAUUUGUUAAUCUACUGGACGAUGUGCAAAUUUUCAAUGAUCCCUAUGGUGUGGUCCUGGUGAUCGGCGCAUGGAAUUAUCCACUACAACUGUUGUUGGUACCAGUUGCAGCUGCCAUAGCUGCUGGCAACUGCGUUGUGCUCAAACCAAGUGAAAUUUCUACCAACUGCGCCAAAUUUAUUACGGAGAUGGUGCCAAAAUAUUUGGAUAAUGACUGCUAUCCAGUUGUGUGCGGUGGUCCAACCGAAACGGCUGAAUUGCUGAAGCAACGUUUCGAUUACAUUUUCUAUACAGGCUCAACAAGAGUUGGCAAAAUUAUACACGCUGCCGCCAAUAAGUAUUUGACGCCGGUAACACUCGAAUUGGGUGGUAAAAGUCCCUGUUACAUUGAUAAAUCCGUUGAACUGCGUACGGCUGUGAAACGCAUACUCUGGGGCAAAUUGAUCAAUUGCGGUCAAACGUGUAUAGCGCCCGAUUAUGUGCUGUGCUCGAAAGAAAUACAAGAGAAACUCAUUGCCGAAGCAAAAGACGUGCUCAAAGAGUGGUAUGGCGAAGAUAUUAAGAGCAGUCCAGAUCUCAGUCGAAUUAUCAAUCAUAAUAAUUUCCAACGCCUGCUUGGUCUAAUGAAAAGCGGCAAAGUCGCUGUUGGUGGUAAUUAUGAUGCCUCAGAACGUUUCAUUGAGCCCACAAUAUUAACAGAUGUUAAAGCUGAUGAUCCUAUUAUGCAAGAGGAGAUUUUCGGCCCACUUUUGCCCAUAUUCACAGUUGAAAAUGCCUACGAUGCAAUCAAAUUCAUCAAUUCCAGGGAGAAGCCUUUAGUCAUCUACGUUUUCUCCACAAAUUCGAAUGUAGUUAAAGAAUUUAAACAAAACACAACAAGCGGCGGAUUUUGCAGUAAUGAGACCAUAUUGCACGUUGGAGUUGACACUUUGCCAUUUGGCGGUGUCGGAUCCAGUGGCAUGGGACGCUAUCAUGGUAAAUAUGGUUUUGAAACAUUCACGCAUAAGAAAUCGUGCCUUGGCAAGGACCUGCAUCCGCUUGGUGAACUACUGGCAUCCGGUCGUUAUCCACCUUAUUCAGAUCGCAAAUCAACGAUACUGGGUAUUCUGCUGCGUAAACGUCGCCCAUUCCCCAAGCUCUAUCUGUCACAUCUAUUAGCGGUCGGUUUGGGUAUCGGCCUCACAGUACUUUUCACCCAUUAUUUACAGGGCAAAUUGUUUUCACGCUAAAAUAGCUUGCUUGACGUCCGUUAAUUCAGUGAUUGCCUCCAUGGCCACCACAUACCUACUCAUUGAUUGGUGGGUUUAUAUCGUAUACACUUAUGUUUUAUGACGUUCAACAUUUCAUCGUUGCGGUGUCAGUGUUUGUUACAUGUACAUACUAUAGAUAUUACAUUUAGAUUGCUCUACGGCUCAACAAUCUUAAUUUCUCUUGUAGUUGUAAUUUUCCAUAAAUAAUUGUUAUGAAUACAGCUUAUUGUAUUUCUAAGUACAUACCUAAAUGCAUUUUAAAAAAUUGAAUUCAAAUAAAUAAUUAAUAAUUUUACUUUA